AUGCUUGAGGUUGCUCCUGUCCACGUUAAUCGAAACGCAUGCUUGAUUGGACGUACUUGGCAUCCGCUAGACUCCGGUGGGAAAGUGAACGAGAGGAUCAGCGAUGAAUGCAUGCCCGGCCUAGUCCGAGAGGCGGAUGGUGGCGACCAUAUAGCCACGGUUUUAUUCAUAUCAUCACUGGUCGGUGGUUUGAUAGCACACAUAACUUGGCCUCGAGACCACACGCCCAGCGGUCCACGACUGAGACCAGAAGAAGACUACAUCUUGGACCCGCAUUGGGAUUUCAACGCUAAACCGAGCACGAGAGAAUACCACUGGACCAUUGCAGAGCACGAACUGAAUCCGGACGGGGUCUACCGCGACAUGAUCCUCAUCAACGGCAUGUUCCCCGGACCACUCAUUGAAUGCAACGAGGGUGACGAGAUUGUGGUCCACGUGUCCAAUCGUGGAAGCAAUGCUACUUCGAUUCACUGGCACGGUCUUUUCCAGAACGGAACGAAUUGGAUGGAUGGUACGGUAGGCGUCACACAAUGUCCCAUUGCACCGGGCAGAGACUUCACGUACAGGUUCAACGUUUCUCGGCAGACUGGAACAUAUUGGUAUCACAGCCACAUGUCGAUGCAAGCCUCCGACGGGGUCGUUGGGCCCAUAGUCAUCCAUUCUCGAAAAGAGGAGGAGCUACAGAAGAUUCCAUAUGCAGAAGACCGCGUGGUACUUGUAUCAGAUCACUACUAUGAUCUUUCGUCCGACCUCAUGAUGGACUAUCUCGCCCCGGAUCGCGAGAACGACGAGCCUGUGCCCCCAGCGGCCGUUAUCAAUGGUCGCCAGCAGCGCGAUUGCGCCACCGUCCCCAAUAGGAGAUGUGAUUCCUCGAAUCGUAAGAGGGCCCUCUUUGAUCUCGCUUCACACCACAACACACGACUCCGAUUCAUCAACGUCGGCGCCUUUGCGGAAUUCCAGAUCCAGAUCGAUGAGCAUGAGUUCUACGUGUCGGAGGUCGAUGGUACAGAUGUGAUGCCACAAGCCAUCCAUCGCCUCAAUAUCAAUCCCGCCCAACGCUACAGUAUCAUCGUCGUACCUCCAAAGUCGAACAAGGGUCUGUACUGGCUGCGAGCACGCAUGGUAACCCACUGCUUCGCCUACGAGGAGCCCGAACUGCAAGAAGAAGUCUGGGGCGUAGUCCGCUACUGGGGAUCUGACGAUGCUCCCACCCCGUCCAGCAAAGACUGGCCGGAAGUCAUCGAACUCGAAUGCAAAGACCUCAACACCAGCCUCCUCUCGCCAGUCAUCCCGCAACGUGCCCCCGCCCACGUCGACGACCAGAUCUACCUCCGCUCAACCUUCCAGAUCAAAGACUGGGCCCUGAGCCGUGGCUACCUGAACGACUCCUCCCACCACGUCUCCGCCGCCAACCCGGUCCUGAACCGCCUCUACGAACCCUCCACCAAGCCCUCCUCCUUCGCGGACUCCCUCUCCACCGCCCCUCCCGUCGGCAUCAACACCGCCCUCUCAGACCCCAAAACCGACGGCCUCGUCUACCAAACGACAGGGAUCCGCACCCUCGACAUCCUCGUCCAGAACUUCGACGACGGGAACCAUCCCUUCCACCUCCACGGCCACACCUUCUGGGUCCUCGCCACGGGACACGGGUACCCCCCGCCUCCCGCCGACCUGUACAGCCCGGGCCAUUUGGACCUGGAGAACCCGCUGCGACGUGACACGGCCAGCGUCGAGGCGUACGGGUGGACGCUGAUCCGCUUCGUGGCGGACAACCCGGGCGUGUGGGCGUUCCACUGCCACAUCGGGUGGCACGCCGAGGCCGGGCUGGCGAUGCAGUUCCUGGCGAGGGCGGACGUCAUACUUGUUCUUUGUCUGUGUUUAGGUUGGGGUUUUAUGUAG
Aaosphaeria arxii CBS 175.79 is the source of this 1899-nucleotide messenger RNA. Its product is annotated as multicopper oxidase. Bases 1 to 1899 code for a protein of 632 amino acids. The record is from RefSeq and is a predicted model, not a curated record. Lineage: Eukaryota; Fungi; Ascomycota; Dothideomycetes; Pleosporales. The transcript is spliced from 3 exons. Gene Ontology annotation, molecular function: oxidoreductase activity; copper ion binding.